This is a messenger RNA of Fusarium vanettenii 77-13-4, 2205 nucleotides long. RefSeq lists its product as uncharacterized. The transcript has 3 exons. The record is from RefSeq and is a predicted model, not a curated record. Bases 1 to 2205 code for a protein of 734 amino acids. Lineage: Eukaryota; Fungi; Ascomycota; Sordariomycetes; Hypocreales; Nectriaceae. Gene Ontology annotation, molecular function: flavin adenine dinucleotide binding; N,N-dimethylaniline monooxygenase activity; NADP binding.
AUGGCAAAGACUGUUUGCAUUGUUGGUGCCGGUCCUUCGGGACUCGUUGCAGCCAAGACGCUGCUUCAUAACACUGCUCCCGGGGAAUUCAAGGUUACUGUUUUUGAUGCUCAGAAACAUGUUGGGGGUCUCUGGCCGACUUCAAAGGAUGACACGGAACGACAGGUUCAUCCACUCAUGUGGGCGAACCAGAGCAGACACACGGUGCAGUUUUCAGAGCUGGCCUGGGACGAUGCGACGCCUCAGUUUCCCCAGGCGUGGAUGAUUGGGAAUUAUCUUGAGAAGUAUCUUGAUCGUUUCCUCACUGGUAACCCGGAUUUUGAGCUUAAGCUUGGGACAAAGGUGGAGCGAGCUGAGCGUCCGGAGGGCUCAUCCGAAGGCUGGUAUAUCACCACCGGAACCGAGACGAAGCACUUUGACCAUCUUCUUGUGGCAUCUGGAUUCUUUGGAAAGCCUAUUAUUCCCGAUUGUCUUGCUAAGGAGUCUACCAUCCCCAUUAUUCACAGUAGCAGUUAUCGAGACCUGGAGAGCCUCCUGGGCAAGGGACGUCCUGGUGGGGGCAAGAUUCUUAUUGUCGGAGGUCAAAUGUCUGGCGUCGAGAUUGCAGGCACAAUUGCAUCUCAUCUCUCAUCAGAGAUCAACUCGCCAGAUGCGUCAAAAAUUGCGGAUAUUGACAAGUACGAGGUUCAUAAUGUCAUCCAACGCCCAACCUGGGUGUUCCCUCUCUUUUCCAGCCCCAAGUCAACAAAGCUAGCUGCUCCCUUCCUACCCUUCGACUUUGGCUCUUACAACAUCAAUAACCGCCCUAAGCCAUUGGUCAACAUGCAGGGGCACAUUACCGAGGAGAGAGCCAAGAUGCUGAAUGGCCUUUACAAGAAUGUCAUUGGCACUGACCAGUCCGAGUUUUCUCCCCUGCUCAAGAUAGACGAGACGAACGAUACGGAGCAGCCUUACAUGGCCUGCAGUUUCUGGUACUCCGACUUUGUCCGAUCAGGAAUGAUCAAGUUGACAAAGGGCAAAGUGGAGGACCUCGAGGGUUCUACAGCCACUCUAUCCGAUAGAACCAAGAUUGAAGACAUUGCUGCGGUGGUCGUGGCUACGGGCUUUGACCCUUCGCCCUGUUUGAGUUUCCUUCCAGACGAUGUGCUGAAGACCCUUAAGCACUCGCCCACACAUAUCGACCAACCUGUCGCUUUGGCCUUUCACGGUACUCAUCACCCCGAGGUCCCAAACCUAGGCUUUGUCGGCUUCUAUCGAUCACCUUACUGGGGCGUCAUGCAGAUGCAGGCUCGAUUUGUGUCGGCACUAUGGUCGGACAAUGUCACUCCAGGCCGUUCUUCCCGAAUUUUCCAGGACAAGCUCCGUGAUGACAUCUCUAUCCAACGAACGCUUGACCUUCGGGACGAUCCUCGCACGUCACAGUUCCCUAUGGGAGAUUACCUUUACCUCAUGGACGAGUUUGCCGAGGCUCUUUCAAUGAAGAUUCAAGAACCCCUGACGCCGCCCGUCCCUAGUCUUCCACAUAACGACAAGCCACUGGACAUGCUGACUCCAGCGAGGUUCUCGAACUCUAAUGACGACCAGGAGUCGAAAGAUGCCGCAAUGGAGUCUCUAAAGCAGACUCACAAGACAGCGACUGAUGGACUCUCAUCCCCAAGGUUCGUGGCUCACGCCGUGUUCCGAAGCUUGUUGGGAACAUGGAAACUUGAGCGCGACCUGAUCAGCAAGCUUCCUACGCACCCCAGUGGCCACUUUAGCGGAACUGCACAAUUUCUGCUCCGCGAGAAGACCAGCGAUGGUCUCCGAUGCGCUGCCAAUCCCACAGAUGGAUCUCCGGAAGUGGAUGAGCUCGGUAUGGAAUACCUCUACAUCGAGGAGGGCGAGUUCAAGACAGAGCAGGGCUUCGGCUUCAAGGCGACGCGGCGAUAUGUCUGGCGAUAUGACGAGCUCAAGGAUGUCCUGAGCGUGUGGUUCGCCAAGCCUGAUGACUUGAAGCGAGCUGAUUACCUCUUCCACGAGAUCGAGUUUACCGAAGCGACUGAAAAGGGAUGGGCGGCCAAGGCGGGACACUUGUGUAUCGACGACUACUACAAUGUCAAGUACAACUUUGCGUUCCAAGCAGUGAACCUGAAGGAAUGGGGGAUCGAGUACACGGUCAAGGGGCCAAAGAAAGAUUACACAAUCAGUGGUACUUAUAGACGGUAG